UAAUCGUCAUUUCAAUCUCGUAACAAUCAACUUCCUGUCUCGGUUCCGCCAGCGUGGCAAGGAGACAGAGAGAUUUCAUCGAAACAUAGCACAGGGGAGGACUUCCCAGACCUUUGCCAGUUGCCUUUACCGACCACACAGCGGAUUCGGAGUUAACGCCGCUAAACAGUAAACGGUCACCAGUGUUUCCAUUACCACCGUUCCUUUCUUUAUCUUCGUUGGCUCACUUACCAAAAGGUCCACGGACUCUCUCUUCCUCUCUGUCUGGCGAGCUCUCGGAAUCUCGCCGGAGAAUCUCACUUGGUUGCCCGAAACGCCGUGGAUUGCGACUUCUUGAAAUUACAGCGGAGCCAAAGAGGAGAGGAGAAGGAGAGAAGGAGAGAAUUGUGAUGGUAUAAAAGAAUAACUUAUAAAAUAGGAGGCGAGGUGGGGGUUGGGGGUGGUGGUUAACGUGCAAUGCAGGAAAAGGAAGCAUCGAAGCUUUGGAGAAUCUUACACGGCACAGAUACUUAGAUGAUCCCCUUCCUUAAGCCUCUUGCCUUAUGCCGUAAUUUAUUCCAUUCUCUGUCGCAUUCCGACCUAGUUUUUUCAAAAACCUAUGUCCCUCCCCGCUGUACAUAAAUAUCUUCCUCCUCGAAUUUUUGCUACUCCAAUUCCGGUGUGAAAAAUAUUUUCUUCAGCUCUUGAAUUCUGGUCGCAAUUUGAUGCGUUUGGGUGAAUUUUUUUUCCCGAUCCUUUUGAAUGCUGCUGCUCUUCGAAGUUCAACCAUUAGAUUUUAAUUCGAGCUUGCGGCUAGUUGUGGAGGUAAACUGUACCAUCGGAUGUUGAAUUCUGUGUGUUUAGCUCGGGUUUUUUUUUCGCUCUUUUGUUGGAGGGAGAAUUUUGAACUACAUAUAGAGCCAUAAAUUUGGUUGUCAGCACGGAGGUGGAGAUUUUCUUUUGAAGGCGUUUCUUUAUUUGGAAGGUUUUACCACUCUUAGUUAUCGCAAUGCCAUCUGAAAUAAUGGACCUACCUGACUUUUCAUCAUCAUCCUCGUACUUCUCAGAUGAUUUAUGUUUUCCCAACGAGAGAAAGUUUGGUUUAUGGAAGUCAGAUAACAUGCGUGGUGGCUUUGCCGUGGGAGCAGGGAGAGCAUCCAGUCAUUCAGCAAGUUUGAAUGUACAGCCGGCAUCUUAUGCUAUAGAAAGCAACAGGGGUAGUAUGGUGGGUACUCAGUAUGAGAGCAGUCUCUUCUCAAGUUCGUUGUCGGAGUUAUUCAAUGGGAAGUUGAGAUUAUCAUCAAACCAUGCUCUAUAUGGCCAUUCUGUUGAUACUGUUGCCUCCCAUUAUGAGGAAGAGGAACCUUUUGAAUCCCUUGAAGAAAUUGAGGCCCAAACCAUUGGAAACCUCUUGCCUGAUUAUGAUGACUUUCUUUCUGGAGUGACUGAUGGGCUUGACUGUAUUGUCCAGCCCAGUGGUGGGGAUGAUGUGGAGGAGUUAGAUCUUUUUAGCAGUGUCGGGGGAAUGGAAUUGGGAGAUGAUUGUUCAUCUGAUGGACAAAAUAAUUCUGACUUCCCUGGGGGAGUUUCUAAUGGUCAGCCAGGGGAAUCAAAUGGUUCAGUAGCUGCUGAACACCCUUCCAGGACGUUGUUUGUUAGAAAUAUAAAUGGCAAUCUUGAAGACUCCGAAUUGAAGACCCUUUUCGAGCAAUAUGGAGAUAUUCGCACUCUUUAUACAGCUUGCAAGCAUCGUGGUUUUGUUAUGAUCUCCUAUUAUGACAUUAGAGCAGCCCGAAAUGCAAUGAAAGCACUCCAUAACAGACCAGUGAGGCGUAGGAAGCUUGACAUCCAUUACUUGCUUCCAAAGGAUAACCCUUCUGAAAAAGAUAUAGAUAAGGGCACUCUUGUGGUAUUUAACCUUGAUUCCUCUGUUUCGAAUGAUGACCUUCAUCAGAUUUUUUGUGCCUAUGGAGAAAUCAAGGAGAUUCGGGAAUCCCCACAAAGAAGUCUCCACAAGUUUAUUGAAUUUUAUGAUGUAAGAGCUGCAGAGGCUGCUCUUCAUGCAUUAAACAAGAGUGAUAUUGCAGGGAGACGGAUUAAGCUUGAACCAGGCCAUCCAGGGGGAUCAAGACGUCUGAUGCAACAGUUCUCUUCAGAGUUGAAACAAGAUGAUCGUGGUCUUUAUCUGCAACACAAUGGCCCUCCUAUUGACUCAAACACCAGCUUCCCUGCUCCGCAUGGUGAAAUUGCUUCUACUCGCAUGGAUCGUGGAACUAUUUUGGGGGUGCACCCUGCAAUACAAGCUCCAUCCAUUGAAUCUGUGUUUCAUCAUGGUAUCUCUUCUAGUGUGCCGAACAGCUUACCCUCUCUGGUGAGAGUUGAAUCAGUUGGCAAUCAGCCUGGCCUUGCUGAGUCUGGGCGAUCACCAGGACAACUGAAAUUUGAUAUUCAAGGCACUACGACUUUUCAUCCUCAUUCACUUCCAGAGUAUCAUAAUGGCUUAACAAAUGGUGUUCAUGUGAAUUCUCUGGGCAUCAUCACUGCAAACAUCAGUCACAGUCAACAAGAAAGAUUUGAUAACUGGCAGUUCCACAGAGUAAGCUCAAAUGGGCACCCAAUUGAACUCAAAGAAGCUGGUGUUUUUCAAUCUACUGGUAAUGGGAGCUGUUCUCUUCCUGGACAUCAUUAUUCAUGGAACAGCUCCCAUCACUCUCAGCCUCCAGGCAUGAUG
Juglans regia (Persian walnut) is the source of this 2710-nucleotide messenger RNA. RefSeq names its product protein MEI2-like 4. The record is from RefSeq and is a predicted model, not a curated record. NCBI's taxonomy places the organism in Eukaryota, Viridiplantae, Streptophyta, Magnoliopsida, Fagales, Juglandaceae. The transcript has 11 exons. Gene Ontology annotation, molecular function: RNA binding. The annotation marks the transcript as partial.